AUGAGGAUCUCGCUCGGAGGAGUGCUCCUGCUGCUGUCUGCCCACACUCUGAGCUGUGAGAUCAUCAAGCUGGACGUGACCAAUUUCGAGCACGACACACAGGCGUCCACGGGUGCCACCACUGGAGACUGGUUGGUCAAGUUCUUCUCCCCCAAGUGCGGAACCUGCGUGGAGUUUGCACCUAUCUGGGAAGAGGUGGCCACAGAGCUCAAGGAGAUGCAGGUGCAGGGCAUGGGCGUCCACAUCAACGUCGCUGAGGUGGAGCUUACGCCGGGCAACAAGGAGCUGUUCGACCGCUUCAAGGUCGAGCAGCUUCCAGAAAUAGUGCUCUUCCGAAAAGGGAAGAUGUACAGAAAAGUCAUGGAAUCUCCUGAUGGCCAUGGCCACGACAAAGAUAAAGACAAGGUGAUUGCAUUCGCAACGGAAGGGUUCUCCGCGGUCCAGGCAGUGGACGUGCCCAAGGAGAAGGGGUUUGUGGACAAGCUUGUCGAAAAGGUGCUGGGCCUCUUCGGGAAGGGCGAGUUGUGA
This is a messenger RNA of Prorocentrum cordatum, 528 nucleotides long. NCBI's taxonomy places the organism in Eukaryota, Dinophyceae, Prorocentrales, Prorocentraceae. The record is from the annotation of a GenBank genome assembly.